Messenger RNA from Panonychus citri (citrus red mite), 1333 nucleotides. Its product is annotated as glutathione peroxidase-like. Gene Ontology annotation, biological process: response to oxidative stress. The transcript is spliced from 5 exons. The record is from RefSeq and is a predicted model, not a curated record. Gene Ontology annotation, molecular function: glutathione peroxidase activity. Bases 501 to 1022 code for a protein of 173 amino acids. Lineage: Eukaryota; Metazoa; Arthropoda; Arachnida; Trombidiformes; Tetranychidae.
CACUGUCAACCCACCCAUAUGGAUGUAGAGUUAUCCAAAGAAUCUUGGAACACUGUACGCCUGAGCAAACUACCCCCAUCUUAGAGGAAUUGCAUCAACAUACUGAAUCUUUGGUUCAAGACCAGUAUGGUAACUAUGUGGUUCAGAAUGUUUUAGAACAUGGAAGACCAGAAGAUAAGAGUAGAAUUAUCGCUAAUGUACGAGGAAAAGUAUUAAGCCUCUCGAUGCAUAAAUUCGCCAGCAAUGUUGUUGGAAAAUCUCUCCCCUACUUCGUAAGAGGCGUGACCGAAUUUUGGGUUUGGUGUAACAGGAUUUGAUUUGAAUUCUCUUCGUAAGAGAAAAAGAAAGAAAAUUGAAAGUAAAUUAAUUAUCCUUCGGACUUACUUUCUCUAAAUCAUCACUACAAUCAUCAUUUUCUCCGUUACUUGAUCACUGUGAAUACUUAAAUUCAGUUACUAUUCUUGUGUGUUAAUCGAAAUCAAAGGAACAAUUUGAAAACAAUGGCUGAAGAGAACACGGAAACCGAUUUGAAAGGAAUCAAUUCCAUUUUUGAUUUCGUCAUGAAAAAUUUGGACGGAGAGGAUGUUCCUCUUGAACAAUAUCGUGGAAAAGUUUGUUUGGUUGUUAACGUUGCGUCCAAUUGUGGACUAACCAAAUCAAAUUAUCGACAAUUAAAUGAACUGUAUGCAAAACUAAAGGACACCAAUAAAUUUGCUAUACUCGCAUUUCCAUGUAAUCAAUUUGCCGGACAAGAACCCGCUUGUGAAACUGAUCUGAAAGAGUUCAAAUUGAAGCAGAAAAUUGAGUUCGACUUUUUCGCCAAGAUAAAUGUCAACGGCAAAGAAGCGGCUCCAUUGUACAAUUACCUGAAAUCGAAACAAGGAGGAAUUCUGGGUAAUUUCAUCAAAUGGAAUUUCACCAAAUUCUUAUGUAACAAACAGGGUAUUCCAGUGAAACGAUACUCACCAACAACCGAACCCUUGCAAAUCGAAAAGGAUAUUACCAACUUAUUGGAGGAAUAAACAAAUUAAUCAGUAAUUAAUCAGCCAAUUGGAACAACCGCAACAAUCAACAGUACUUAAAACAAUUAACGGAAAUCCAAUCAUCACAAUUACAUUCGUAAUACUGAUCGUUAAUUUCAUCACAAUUCAUUCAAUGUUUUCAACUUCCAUAAUUUUUUUUUUCUAAUUCCUGAUGAGCGAGAAAAAGUUUUAUUUUAUUAUUAUUAUUUUCCUUAACAAGAAAUUAAUAUUAAUUAUCCGGAAUUAAUAAUUCUAUGUAUCAUAAAAUCAAACCUUAAUUGUUACAAUAAAAACACUGAUUCCAAUAAUGA